AUGUGGGAGUCGGAGAGCGACGCCGGCGAGCGGGGGCUCGUCCCCGUCCUCGGAGUCGGCGGCUCCGAACGGCACGACGGGCUCAAGACCGACGGCUUCGUUCGCAGAGAUCACUCUUGGUAUGUCAACAGCGAUAUUCCCAGCGAUUUGCUUGUCAAAGUGGGAGACGUGAGCUUCCAUCUUCACAAGUACCCCAUGAUCUCGCGGAGCGGCAAGAUGGGCCGCGUCAUCUACGAGUCGGCGACGAGCGCGGCCUCGGCCUCGGCGGCGGCGCUGGACCCGGACACGGCCGUGGCGGAGCUGGACGACCUCCCCGGCGGCGCGGACUCGUUCGAGCUGGCCGCCAGGUUCUGCUACGGCAUGGCGGUGGACCUGACGGCGUCCAACAUCUCCGGGCUGCGCUGCGCCGCCGAGUACCUGGAGAUGACGGAGGACCUGGAGGAGGGCAACCUCAUCUUCAAGACGGAGGCGUUCCUCAGCUACGUGGUGCUCUCCUCCUGGCGCGACUCCAUCGUGGUGCUCAAGAGCUGCGAGGGCCUCUCGCCCUGGGCCGAGAACCUGCAGAUCGUGCGCCGCUGCAGCGAGUCCAUCGCCUGGAAGGCCUGCGCCAACCCCAGGGGCGUCCGCUGGGCCUACACCGGCGCCGGCAGCGGCAGGCCGCCCCGGAGCGGCGCGGCGAGCCCCCGCUGGAACAACGCCGGCGGCGGCGGCGGCGGCUCCAAGGAGUCCAGCCCCGGCCGGCAGCCCGUGCCGCCGUCCGACUGGUGGUUCGAGGACGUGUCCGUUCUCCGGAUCGACCACUUCGUGCGCGUAGUCACCGCCAUCAAGGUCAAAGGCAUGCGGUUCGACCUCAUCGGCGCGGCGAUCACCCACUACGCGUCGAAAUGGCUGCCGGGGCUCACCAAGGACGUCCCCCACGCCGUCAGCGGCGUCGACGAGCAGUGGGCUCAGGUCUCCGCGGCCGGCGGGCUCCACAUGAUCAUCGCCGGCCCGGGUGGCAAGGACGACGUCGCCACCAGCGCGCCGGCGCGCGAGCAGCGCAUGGUGGUGGAGAGCCUCAUCAGCAUCAUCCCGCCGCAGCGGGACAGCGUCUCCUGCGGCUUCCUCCUCCGCCUGCUCCGCCUCGCCAUCAUGCUCAAGGCCGCCCCGGCACUCGUCACGGAGCUGGAGAAGCGGGUCGGCAUGCAGCUCGAGCAGGCGGCGCUGCCCGACCUCCUCAUCCCCUCCGUCGGCCGCGCCGACACCGCCUACGACGUCGACCUCGUGCAGCGGCUCGUCGAGCACUUCCUGGUGCAGGAGCAGACGGAGCAGGUGUCGUACAGCCCGGGGCGCGGGGAGGCGCACGCGCAGCCGGAGAGAGAGUACUACGGAUCCGCCGCGGGCGCAAGGAUGCCUCCGGCCAACGCGGCGGCGGCGGCGGCUGCGUCAUCGUCGUCGGGGCUGGGGCUAAAUGCCAAGGCGCGCGUGGCCCGGCUGCUGGACAGCUACCUCUCCGAGGUGUCCCGCGACCGCAACCUCUCCCUGACCAAGUUCCAGGUGCUGGCCGAGUCGCUCCCGGAGUCGGCGCGCACCUGCGACGAUGGGCUGUACCGCGCCGUGGACUCGUACCUGAAGGCGCACCCGGCGCUGACGGAGCACGAGCGGAAGCGGCUGUGCCGGGUGAUGGACUGCCAGAAGCUGUCGUUCGACGCGUGCAUGCACGCGGCGCAGAACGAGCGGCUGCCGCUGCGGGUGGUGGUGCAGGUGCUCUUCUCGGAGCAGGUGAAGAUCAGCAACGCGCUGGCGGGGUCGUCGGCUCUCAAGGCAGCGCCGGACGGGGGGACGACCUCGGCGCCGACGCGGCGGCAGCUGCUGGACGCCACGCCGCAGUCGUUCCAGGAGGGAUGGGCGGCGGCCAAGAAGGACAUCAACACGCUCAAGUUCGAGCUGGAGAGCAUGAAGGCCAAGUACCUGGAGCUGCAGCACGACAUGGACGCGCUGCAGAAGCAGGUGACGCAGUCGCCGGCGGGCGAGCACGGCGGCAAGGUCGGCGGAGGCGGCGGCAAGGCGCAGCAGCAGCAGGGGCCAUCGGCGUGGAGCAACGGGUGGAAGAAGCUGGGGAGGCUGGCCAAGAUGACGGGCGCCGAGGCGGCGGGGGCCGGCGGGCACGGGCACGCGGCGGCGCAGGGCGAGGCGGCCAGGAAGGCGCAGAGGAGGUGGAGGAACUCCAUCUCGUGA
This is a messenger RNA of Triticum turgidum subsp. durum (durum wheat), 2217 nucleotides long. NCBI's taxonomy places the organism in Eukaryota, Viridiplantae, Streptophyta, Magnoliopsida, Poales, Poaceae. The record is from the annotation of a GenBank genome assembly.